AUGCGCCAGCUUGUGGAGAGGGUUCAAUUCCUUGACGGCGACUUGCAGUGCUGUGCAGAAAUCCUCGCAGGUGCGCUUGGACUGUUGGCCGCUGGUGGAGCCGGCGAGGCUGUGGGCGUCCCUGUGCACGAAGCCGUACCUGAAGAGCGUGGGCGUGGUGGAGUCGCAGUCCACGAUGGAAGGGCAGUCGGCAGUGUGAUUGGAGCUCGGGGCCAUGGGAAGACGCUUGGCUGUGCAGUCGGCGCAGCUCCUGGCGUGGCAGGUGGAUGUGGCGUCGGCGCAGGUGCGCUCGCAGUCCUGGAGCAGUGA
Molecule: messenger RNA, 309 nt
Organism: Babesia ovata
Lineage: Eukaryota; Apicomplexa; Aconoidasida; Piroplasmida; Babesiidae
Product: mevalonate kinase, putative
Exons: 1
Coding region: 1-309 (102 amino acids)
Source: RefSeq, a predicted model, not a curated record